Zootermopsis nevadensis is the source of this 1778-nucleotide messenger RNA. RefSeq names its product ubiquitin specific protease 39 (gene Usp39). The record is from RefSeq and is a predicted model, not a curated record. Gene Ontology annotation, molecular function: cysteine-type deubiquitinase activity; zinc ion binding. Gene Ontology annotation, biological process: mRNA processing; spliceosomal complex assembly; protein deubiquitination. NCBI's taxonomy places the organism in Eukaryota, Metazoa, Arthropoda, Insecta, Blattodea, Termopsidae.
AUCCGUAAUUAACCAUGGCAUCAUUCAGUGAAUACAGGUUUGGCAUCAGAGGAUGGCAGUAUUAUUUUUGACGAUUUUUAAUAUUUAAUAAUUCGAAGAAAAUGAUGACUACAAUAAAACCUAUUAUUAAAUAUGCUUCAACUUUGAAGAGAAAACUUGAAGAUAUUGAUCCAAUAGAUGAAAUUGAGGAAACGAAAAUGCCAAGAAAGCAGAGGAUGAAAACAUAUCGCCUGUGUCCAUACCUUGAUACAAUCAACAGGCAGGUGUUAGAUUUUGACUUUGAGAAGCUGUGUUCAGUGUCUCUGUCUAGAAUCAAUGUGUAUGCUUGCCUUGUUUGUGGAAAGUAUUUCCAAGGUCGAGGAAAUAACACGCAUGCAUAUACACAUAGUGUAGGAGAGAGCCAUCAUGUUUUCCUCAAUCUACAUACCCUACGAUUUUACUGUCUGCCGGAUAAUUAUGAAAUUAUUGAUUCAUCUUUAGAUGACAUCAAGUAUGUUCUCAACCCCACAUUUACAUCCGAGCAGAUAGGAUCAAUGGAUUCGAGUGACAAGCUGUCUAGAGCAAUAGAUGGCACUAUGUACCUUCCAGGGAUAGUUGGUCUUAAUAAUAUUAAGGCAAAUGAUUAUUGCAAUGUGAUUUUACAGGCAUUGUCACAUGUGACUCCUCUGAGAAAUUAUUUCCUCAGGGAGAUAAACUAUGCUCGUGUGAAGCGACCUCCAGGAGACAGCUCAUUUCUGUUAGUUCAGCGUUUUGGUGAGCUUAUGAGGAAGUUAUGGAACCCUAGAAACUUUAAGGCUCACGUAUCUCCACACGAGAUGCUUCAAGCUGUUGUUCUAUGGAGCAGAAAGAAGUUUCAAUUCACUGAACAAGGGGAUCCCAUUGAUUUUCUGUCAUGGUUUCUAAAUGCUCUGCAUAUUGCUUUGAAUGGCACAAAGAAACGUGACUCAUCCAAUGUGUAUCGUUCAUUCCUGGGCUCAAUGAGGAUCUACACUCGAAAGAUUCCGCCUAUUGAGCUGGAGGAGGAACAAAAAGAAGCUCUUUUGCUAAUGGACGAGUACCAAGAGAAAGUAACAGAAUCUCCAUUUCUUUAUUUGACCUGCGAUCUCCCUCCACCUCCACUGUUCAAGGAUGAAUUUCGUGAGAACAUCAUUCCACAGGUAAACCUGUACACUCUGUUGCAGAAGUUCAAUGCACAGACUGAAAAAGAGUACAAGACAUACAAAGAGAAUUUUAUGAAGAGGUUUGAGAUCACAGAACUGCCACCAUAUCUUAUCCUAUAUAUUAAGAGAUUCACAAAAAACACAUUCUUUGUGGAAAAGAACCCGACAAUUGUGAAUUUCCCAGUCAAAAAUGUUGAUUUUGGAGAUAUCCUAACCCAAGAAGUGAAAGAAAAAUAUGCAAGCACAACAUAUGACCUGGUAGCUAAUAUUGUACAUGAUGGAGAGCCUGGCAAAGGGACCUACAGGGUUCAUGUUUUACACAAGGGAAGCGGGAAAUGGUACGAGAUGCAAGACCUUCAUGUGAUAGACAUUCUCCCUCAGAUGAUCACACUUACAGAAGCUUACAUACAGAUAUAUGAGUUGAAAGAGACCAAACAGCAUUCAGGAUGACAUUUUUUAUCAGAUUGGAGACACUGAUGUUCAUGUAAUGGAGUUUGUGGAAAAAUGUACUUUUUUAAAAUGGACUUAAGUUCUUCUAAUUACAUUGUUCACUUUUCUCCAUCAAAAGAACAGAGUGAUAGUAUUCUUCAAUAAAGGUUUUGAAAUCCUUAUUUUCAA